GCCCACUAAGCAGGCAGUGAUCAACAACUAUUGCCCCAACAAAGAACCGACUCCAAGCACUCAAAUGUCGGGCAGCCACCAACCAACCUCGACCCUGGACCUUCAGCAACCCCAUUUCUCACUAGGUAUCCAUCUGUAAUCGUAGUCGCUGUGCGGCUCAGCCUCGCGCCUCUCUUCUCUCCUCCAUGGUCCCGUUGGAAAAAUGAGCCAGCCGCCUCACAACGACCUCGAGGAAGGUGAACCUGUCCACUGGAGAUGGACGUCGCCUUGGCUUCUAGAGAUCCUCCGACGCGAACGCCACCGGCCAAGGGCGGACCGCAACGAUGAGCAUCUGGGUGCCAUGUUCGACGCGGCUUCCACAGGCGACUUCAACCGACUCAAGGUGGCCUUGGUGACCCUGACGCAGUCCCGUGAGCAAAUCGAUGCCAGCAUGCUCCACGAGCACGGCGGUUGGGACCGCCAUGUGACGCCGUUGCACGCGGCCGCGUCUGGUGGCCACCUCGACGCUGCCACGCUCCUGAUCGCGCUUGGUGCCGACCUGGAGGCCUCCGUCGGCCAGGCCGGCGAUCGGUUCACGCCGCCCUUGCUCCCCAUAAUGAGGCUGGAGCAACGAUCUGAACGUUGAAUAUACUGUUUGACCAUGGUCUAGGUGCCAAUGAGCGAUUGGCUGACAGUGAAGAUCGGUCCUCGAUGCUCUGGAGGUUGGUUAUGCCAAGCUUGCCAAGAAACUUAUGAAGCGCGGCGCCAUGCUAUCUGAGAAUCACUUUAGAAGCCUCGAAAGAGUAGUCAGAAGCAGUCAGUCCGCUGAAGCUCCGGAUUUUCUUGGUAGAGGAGUAAGGCACUGUGACAUCCGUCACUGCAUAGAGUCGCUGAGAGUAUAAUCAGAGCAUCGUGACAAACCUUGGCUAGGAGGCAACGUUAAAGUGCGCUCGAGAAUAGCCCAGUGCCCUUGCAGAGUGCCAGUGUAACAGGUCAGCUCUCCACAUCAUUGCUCAAGUAAUCGAGGAGGGUUGGGAGGCUUUCAUGGCGUGGUAUUCGCAUCACGUAGGAACAUGCGUGGAGGCUCCGCGCAUCCUGAUAGAAAGGGGCACUCGUCUCGAUAUUGUAGACAACCAUGGGAGGAUCACAAAGGACGCAUUCCAGCAAAAGGCUGGGUAUAUGUAUGCGCAGCUGGACAAACUUUAGGAGGCAAGCGUGAAUUACCGAGCGAAGAUGAUUGACUCCAAGACCAAGGCAGUGAAGACCAGCAGACCGAAUUCCACUCAAGUC
Molecule: messenger RNA, 1269 nt
Organism: Gaeumannomyces tritici R3-111a-1
Lineage: Eukaryota; Fungi; Ascomycota; Sordariomycetes; Magnaporthales; Magnaporthaceae
Exons: 2
Coding region: 203-625 (140 amino acids)
Molecular function (GO): protein binding
Source: RefSeq, a predicted model, not a curated record